AGGUCGACGAGUGCCGCCAGCUCGCCGUGCAGGCAAGCGCCGCGCUCGGCGCCCUCCGCGACCUGCCGCGUUCCGAGCAGGGCGGCGCCGCGGCUGGCGUCCUCGGGCUCCUGAGGCGGGCCGACGGCGCCCUGCAGUCGCUGGAGCUCGCCUCCAGGCAGGAGGCCCCCGCCGCGCGCGCGGACCUCGCGGCCGACGUGGCGGCCCUGCGGGCGGGGCUGCGCGAGGCCGCCGCGGAGCUGGAGCGGGCCCGCCGGGAGCUGCUGCUCGGGGCGGAGGCCGGGGGCGACACGGCGCGGCUGUUCCUGGGCCGCGGGGACCGAAGGCGCGCCGGAGCGGCGACGGAUGCGCUGCGCAAGGGCCACUCCCGCCUGGGCAGGGCGAACGCGCAGGCGCUCGAGACCGAGGAGGUGGGCGUUCUGACCCUGCAGCGGCUUCGCGGGCAGCGCGAGCAGAUCCUUGCGAUGGAGGACAGGACGAAGGACCUGAAGAACAACCUCACCGAGGUCGAAAUCUCCUUGCAGGAGCUGGAGAAGGCGUGCUGCUGGAAGUGGUGGUGACGUGUCGCCGUGGCGCCCUGCCCGGGGCGCGGCAGCCUCUCAUCCGGAGGCGCGUUCGCUCGCGGCCCGUCUACCACAGAGCGGCGGACUGCUCGCAUCGAAACUGGCUGACGAGCGCUGGCUCGCCCAGACGCGUUCGGGCCUGCGGCUCGUCAGCCAGCGGGGACCCCGCAGGCGCAGCGGCCACCACACGCGUGGCCUGCGCCCGGGCUUCGAGGUGGAGCAUCGCUCG
Prorocentrum cordatum is the source of this 792-nucleotide messenger RNA. NCBI's taxonomy places the organism in Eukaryota, Dinophyceae, Prorocentrales, Prorocentraceae. The record is from the annotation of a GenBank genome assembly.